AUAUAUCACCCCAUAAGCCACUGCACCCUCUGCAACAUCUUUCUCCUUCUUCUUCUCAUAAUUCUUCUCUUUCUUCCAUUCUGAUUGCAACACCACUCCACACCUUCCAACAUGGGCGGUAUCAGCCUUGAGGAAAUCAAAAACGAAAACGUUGAUCUGGAACGAAUUCCGGUGGAGGAAGUGUUUGAGCAGCUGAAAUGUUCAAGAGCAGGUCUAACAUCGGAGGAAGGAGCCAGUCGGCUUCAAGUUUUUGGACCAAACAAAUUGGAAGAGAAAAAGGAAAGCAAAAUUUUGAAGUUUUUGGGUUUCAUGUGGAACCCCUUAUCAUGGGUUAUGGAAGCUGCUGCUAUAAUGGCCAUUGCUCUGGCCAAUGGUGGAGGAAGGCCGCCGGAUUGGCAAGAUUUCGUUGGUAUCAUUGCUCUCUUGUUCAUUAACUCCACCAUCAGUUUCAUCGAAGAAAACAAUGCUGGUAAUGCUGCUGCUGCACUCAUGGCUGGUUUAGCUCCCAAGACCAAGGUUCUCAGAGAUGGAAGAUGGACCGAACAAGAUGCUGCAAUUUUGGUCCCAGGAGACAUAGUCAGCAUCAAACUGGGAGAUAUUAUUCCUGCUGAUGCCCGUCUUCUGGAGGGUGAUGCUCUGAGUGUUGAUCAGUCUGCUUUGACAGGAGAGUCUCUCCCAGCGACAAAGCAUCCCUCUGAUGAAGUGUUUUCUGGAUCAACCGUGAAGAAGGGUGAGAUAGAAGCAGUGGUGAUUGCCACUGGGGUGCACACCUUUUUUGGCAAGGCUGCUCAUCUGGUUGACAGCACCAACCAAGUUGGUCACUUCCAGAAAGUCCUUACAGCAAUCGGUAACUUCUGCAUUUGUUCCAUUGCGGUUGGAAUAAUCAUUGAGCUCAUAGUCAUGUACCCAAUACAACACCGCAAGUACAGAGAUGGGAUUGACAAUCUGUUGGUUCUCUUGAUUGGAGGAAUUCCAAUUGCCAUGCCAACUGUUCUGUCUGUCACUAUGGCUAUUGGUUCUCACAGGCUUUCACAGCAAGGUGCAAUUACAAAACGUAUGACGGCUAUUGAGGAAAUGGCAGGAAUGGAUGUUCUCUGCAGUGACAAAACUGGGACUCUCACCCUAAAUAAGCUCAGUGUUGACAAGAAUCUGAUUGAGGUUUUUGCCAAGGGUAUUGAGAAGGAUUAUGUUAUCCUUCUUGCAGCCAGGGCUUCUAGGACUGAGAAUCAAGAUGCUAUAGAUGCUGCAAUUGUUGGGAUGCUUGCUGAUCCAAAGGAGGCACGAGCUGGUAUCAGGGAGGUCCACUUUCUUCCAUUCAAUCCUGUGGACAAGAGGACUGCUCUAACUUACAUUGAUUCUGAUGGAAAUUGGCACCGAUCUAGCAAAGGCGCUCCUGAGCAGAUAUUGAACCUCUGCAACUGCAAAGAGGAUGUCAGAAAGAGGGUUCAUGGAGUGAUUGACAAGUUUGCUGAGCGUGGACUCCGUUCGUUAGGUGUUGCUAAACAGGAGAUACCUGAGAAAAACAAGGAUAGUCCUGGUGCACCAUGGCAGUUUGUUGGUCUGCUACCACUUUUCGAUCCUCCAAGACACGACAGUGCGGAAACCAUUACAAGAGCUCUGAACCUUGGUGUGAAUGUUAAGAUGAUUACUGGUGAUCAGCUUGCCAUUGCGAAGGAAACUGGCAGAAGGCUUGGGAUGGGGACAAACAUGUACCCAUCUUCUUCAUUACUUGGCCAAAGCAAGGAUGCUUCUGUUUCAGCUCUUCCAGUUGAUGAAUUGAUUGAGAAAGCUGACGGAUUUGCUGGAGUAUUUCCUGAACACAAAUAUGAAAUCGUUAAGAGGUUGCAAGAGAGGAAGCAUAUAUGUGGAAUGACAGGUGAUGGUGUCAACGAUGCCCCUGCUUUAAAGAAAGCAGACAUUGGAAUUGCUGUUGCUGACGCCACAGAUGCUGCUAGAAGUGCUUCUGACAUUGUCCUCACUGAACCUGGUCUGAGUGUCAUUAUUAGUGCAGUGCUGACCAGCAGGGCAAUUUUCCAAAGGAUGAAGAAUUAUACUAUCUAUGCAGUGUCAAUCACCAUUCGUAUAGUGUUUGGUUUCAUGUUUAUUGCAUUGAUUUGGAAAUUUGAUUUUGCACCCUUCAUGGUGUUGAUUAUUGCAAUACUAAACGAUGGUACCAUCAUGACAAUUUCCAAGGAUCGAGUGAAACCAUCUCCACUGCCAGACAGCUGGAAGCUGAGGGAGAUAUUUGCCACUGGUGUUGUGCUAGGUAGUUACUUGGCACUAAUGACAGUGGUAUUUUUCUGGCUCAUCAAGGAUACCAAUUUCUUCUCGGACAAGUUUGGUGUGAGGUCUAUAAGAAAUAACCCCGGAGAAAUGAUGGCAGCCCUGUACCUACAAGUCAGUAUUAUAAGUCAAGCACUGAUUUUUGUCACAAGGUCCCGCAGCUGGUCUUAUGUCGAAAGACCUGGUCUUCUCCUACUGGGUGCUUUUAUGAUUGCACAGCUGGUGGCAACAUUUCUAGCAGUAUAUGCUAACUGGGGCUUUGCAAGAAUUGAGGGAAUGGGAUGGGGUUGGGCUGGUGUAAUCUGGCUCUACAGUUUAGUGACAUAUGUUCCACUUGAUAUACUUAAAUUCGCAAUCCGCUAUGUUCUGAGUGGGAAGGCUUGGGACAAUCUUUUGGAGAACAAGACUGCCUUCACUACAAAGAAAGACUAUGGAAAAGAAGAGAGAGAAGCACAAUGGGCAACUGCACAGAGAACUCUUCACGGUCUUCAGCCACCUGAAACAACCAACCUUUUCAAUGACAAGAACAGUUACAGAGAGCUUUCAGAGAUUGCUGAACAAGCUAAGAGACGUGCUGAGGUUGCUAGACUCAGGGAGCUUCAUACUCUGAAAGGACAUGUUGAGUCAGUGGUGAAGCUGAAAGGGCUUGACAUUGACACAAUCCAACAGCAUUACACAGUUUAAGAAGUUUGGACAAUCUUCAAGAAGUCACUCUGGUGCUGUCCAAGAGCAGAAACAACAAAUAUAAUGAAGACAAAAGUUAAUGUGUCUUUAUAUUUAGGAUGAAGGUCCUUUUGUGAAAAUUUGAAUGGUUACUGUUCCUUUUCAUCUGUGUCAGUAGCUAAAGGAGAUGAUAUGCUCUUUAGAUACCAAAUAACAUGGUAGAUAGGAUUUACUUACGUCUUAUUUUGAGAUCGUUAAAUGAUAUCAAGGUCACUGUUAAGCUCUAUAUUUGUUUUUUCUGAUGAACAAAACUCAAUAUAUUUCCGAUCUUAAUCAACGUAGCUCAAUAAUGAAUUCAA
This is a messenger RNA of Vigna angularis (adzuki bean), 3305 nucleotides long. Its product is annotated as plasma membrane ATPase 4. Gene Ontology annotation, molecular function: ATP binding; P-type proton-exporting transporter activity; ATP hydrolysis activity. Gene Ontology annotation, cellular component: plasma membrane. Gene Ontology annotation, biological process: regulation of intracellular pH; proton export across plasma membrane. NCBI's taxonomy places the organism in Eukaryota, Viridiplantae, Streptophyta, Magnoliopsida, Fabales, Fabaceae. The record is from RefSeq and is a predicted model, not a curated record. The coding region runs from base 112 to 2967 and encodes 951 amino acids. The transcript is spliced from 16 exons.